This is a messenger RNA of Pyrenophora tritici-repentis Pt-1C-BFP, 966 nucleotides long. RefSeq lists its product as uncharacterized. Lineage: Eukaryota; Fungi; Ascomycota; Dothideomycetes; Pleosporales; Pleosporaceae. The record is from RefSeq and is a predicted model, not a curated record.
AUGGAUCAGAUGUCACCUGAGCUGGCCGCCCUAGCACAGGACCAGGAAAAGGCAAACGCUGGGAGCGGGAGACAUGCAGUCUUUGUUCCAUAUCCGGAAGGAGUUACGAAAAUGCUCAAGUGGCUGUUCUGGAGCAUCAUCUUCUACAACAUUAGUCUCUGCGCCACGAAGGUGUCCAUCUUACUACAGUACCACCGGAUAUUCGCCGUGCCUGAGAUGCGCAUACCACUUGGCGUACUCAUGGGGUUUAUUGUCGUUUGGGGCACGGUGGCGUUGCUAAGCUCAGUCUUCACCUGUGUCCCCAUAUAUGCCUAUUGGGAUGUCCUGGCGAAACCGACAGCUAAAUGUCUCGAGAAUGACAACCUUUGGUACGCGAAUGCCAGCAUCAACAUUGUGACAGACCUUGCUGUCGCCUUUCUUCCCGUCCGGGUAAUCUGGAACCUACAGAUUGCAAUGCGUCAGAAGCUUGCACUCAUCGCCGUCCUCACCAUCGGUUGGUUCGUAUGCGUCGUGUCGGUUCUUCGCCUUACCUCUGUCAUCAAUGCGCUCAAACAUCCCGAAGACAACUCGUACUACACCGCACGGGCGGCGUACUGGUCUGCAAUCGAGAUUAACCUGGCCAUUGUUUGCGCAUCGCUACCUGCGCUUAAGCCAUUGAUUGUCAGACUCAUACCAGGCUUCUCUUCCCGGAAUUCUGGCAGAGGGACUGGCACUGGUGAGAACAGCAGAAUCGUCACUAUCGGCACUCGUGGCAGGAACACAGCGAGACAGACUCGCGAAUUUGAGCUUGAAGCAGGAGUUCCGGAGAGCCCACGCUCUGAACUGCCUAGAUCUCCAGAUGUCGGUGGAUUUGACAAGAGUAUCUACAUCUCCAGGCACUAUGAGCAACACUAUGAAGAUGGCUCGCGCCUUAGCGAUGGUGAGAGUCAGACGGAUCUUGUUACAAGACCGAAGCCGACAUAUUAA